This is a messenger RNA of Lichtheimia ornata, 663 nucleotides long. RefSeq lists its product as uncharacterized. The transcript has 2 exons. Bases 1 to 663 code for a protein of 220 amino acids. The record is from RefSeq and is a predicted model, not a curated record. Lineage: Eukaryota; Fungi; Mucoromycota; Mucoromycetes; Mucorales; Lichtheimiaceae.
AUGAAAUUCACUACUGCCAUUAUCUCUGCUGCCCUUGUCGCACUUGCUUCAGCUCAAGGAGCCCAACCCGCUGCUGGUGGUGCUCAACCUGCUGCCGGUGGUGGUGGAGGUGGUGCCAUUGUUUCCAUCACUUCACCCUUGACUGGUACCGUUUAUAAGGCUGGCACUAAGGCUCGCAUUACUUGGAUCAACCCCAAGGUCGAUACCAUUCCCAAGAUUGCUCUUGCUCGUGGUCCAUCCACUGCUCUUCAACCCGUUGCCCAAAUCGCUCAAAAUGUGAAUGCUGCCACUGGUAGCUAUGAAUGGGACAUCCCUCAAGAUUGUGAAAACGGCAAAGAUUAUGCCUUUGAGAUUGGUGAAUCUCCCAACCUUGCCUUUGCUGGUCCCUUCACUCUUGAAGGUUGCUCUGGUGGUGGUUUCUCUUCUUCUGGUGCCGCUGCUUCGGGUGCCAGUGGUUCAUCACCUGCUGCUCCUGCUGGUAGCAGUGGUAGCAGCCCUGCUGCCAGUGGUUCCUCUUCAGGUGCCACUCCAGCUUCGUCUUCCUCUUCUCACUCUGGUUCAUCCUCAUCGCCUGCCUCUGCAGAAGGUGCCGCUGGUCAAGUUAAUCCCGGUGCUGCUGUUGCCAUUUUGGGUGGUUUGGCUGCUGUUUACCAGCUUUUCUAA